UUUAUACUUUGGUAGUCUGUGGUCUGUUGGCAACUGGACAGCAGCCAUAAAAGCACCAUCCUUAUUUAAACAUUAACUUGCAGUACGAAAGUCAAGUUGACUGACUGUAUAGCUGGAUGUUGUUGUUUAAGACCCAACCUUUAUCUGUAGCGCACUGCACUCUGAGUACAUUCACUUACCAACAUGAGCAACUUUGGGCAGAUCCUGAAGGAGAUCGGGGAGUUUGGUUUUUUUCAGAAACGUUUGGUGGGUGCAUUAUGCAUCCCCAGCAUUUUUCUGGCUUUUGAUGUAAUUGGCCAAGUAUUUACAGGGAUGAGCUUCCCACAUCACUGUAACACCGACUGGAUCUUGGACCGUGGGCCCAACCUGACUGAUGAGAAACAAAGAAAUCUCACCAUCCCAGUCAACAAGGAUGGAAAGUAUGAAAGCUGUAAGAUGUUCACACCUGUGGAUUUGGAUUUGGAAACCAUUGAAGCUUAUGGGAUUAAUACUACAACAGGAUGCUUAAAUGGAUCAGAUUUUGAGACACCGAAAGGUGCCUCCAGCAUUGUGACAGAGUUCAGCCUGGUGUGCGACAGAAGCAGCUUGAUUGAAGCAUCGCAGUCCGUCUACAUGGCUGGUCUUCUGGUUGGAGCGCUGGUGUUGGGGCAGAUGGCUGAUAGGUUUGGUCGACGUUUUGUGGUCCUGCUCUCACUACUACUCCUGUUUUUGUUUGGUGUUGGUUCCGCUUUCUCACCCAACAUCUAUGUUUAUAUAGCUGUCAAAUUUUUAAGUGGCAUCUCCAUUUCAGGCAUUGUUGCUAAUGCGUUUGUCAUAGGUGGUGAGUGGAGUGAUUCCUCCAAGUUUGCUCUCUGCACUAUUCUCUGCCACUCUUUCUUCCCUCUUGGACUGAUGAUGCUGUCUGGCAUUGCCUAUUUGAUCCGCAACUGGAGGAUCCUGCAGCUGGUGCUCUUCAGCCCCCUUGUCCUUGUCUUGGGUAUCUUUUACUGGAUUCUUCCAGAGUCAGCACGCUGGCUCAUCACUCAGGGCAGGAAGGAGGGAGCCAUAAAGGAGAUCCAGAGGGCAGCCAAGGUGAACGGGAGGAAGGUCCCUGAAGAGCUGUUAGACAAGCUGGAGGCUGAGAGUACAUCCAAACGAGGAAACAUGUUGCACAUCUUCAGGAUAUCAUAUCUGAGAAAGCGUGCUCUCAUAAUGAGCUGCAUCUGGUUUGGAACAAGUCUGAUGUACUACGGACUGAGCCUGAAUGUUGGCAGUUUCGGUCUGGAUAUCUACCUCACACAGUUCAUCUUUGGUAUGGUAGAAGUUCCUGCACGCCUGGGCAGUUUGCCUUUCAUCCAGCGCUUUGGGAGGAAAAUAUGUCAAGCAGGUGUCCUGUUGUUUGGAGGUUGCGCCUGUCUUGCCAUACUGGCAGUUCCAAAAGACCUUCCUGUCGUGAUAACAGUCAUAGCUGUAGUGGGAAAAUUUGCUGCCACUGCCAGUUUCUCCAUAGUUUAUGUUUACACUGCAGAGCUAUACCCCACUGCUAUAAGACAAAGCGGCGUCGGUCUAAACUCCAUGUGCGCUCGUGUGGCGGGCAUCCUGGCUCCACUGAUCAGGCUCAUGGUCGUCUACCAUCACACCAUCCCCAUGCUGAUAUAUGGGAUCAUCCCCAUUGCUGCUGGAAGUGUCUGUUUUCUGCUGCCCGAAACCCGCAAUGUUGAACUGCAGGACCACGCUGAACUCAUAAAAUACAGUUCGCAGCGGGGAUAUCUCGAUGGUUGUAUAUGGUCUCAUGUUUUGGUAUUGAACUUUGCCCCCCUUUCUUAUCUCUUUUAUUCUGCUUUAAACUCUUGUGCCAGCAAAGUGUGUGCAAAGUUUUGUAGAUUGCAAAGUUGUGAUAUGCUCAGUAUCUGUAUCAUCAUCCCUUCUACCUGUCUAAUAUUUAACAGUUGCUGGAACAGGAACAAGAAGUGUUGUUGCCUGCAAAGUGCCAUCACACUGCACUUGGAAGAAGAAGAACUUGAAGAAGCGCUGCAUAUUCAACCACAUAUCAAUAUGAGCGACUUUGGGCAGAUCCUAAAAGAGAUUGGAGAAUUUGGCUUGUUUCAGAAACAGUUAUUGAUUGCAUUAUGCAUGUCCAGCUGGUUUUCUGCCUUUGAAGUUAUUGGUCAGGUGUUUACAGCCCUGAGCUUCCCACAUCACUGUAACACCGACUGGAUUUUGGAGCGUGGGUUCAACCUGACGGAGGAGAGACAAAGAAAUCUCACCCUCCCUGUGAACAAGGAUGGAAAUUUUGAAAGCUGUAAGAUGUUCACACCUGUGGAUUUGGAUUUGGAAACCAUUGAAGCAUAUGGGAUUAACAGUACAAUUGGAUGUGUAGAUGGAUGGGACUAUGAGGCACCCACAGGUACUUCCAGCAUUGUGACAGAGUUUGAUCUGGUUUGUGACAAGAGUGGUCUGAUUGAGGUGUCGCAGUCCGUCUUCAUGGCAGGUUUUCUGGUUGGAGUACUGUCUUUCGGAGCAGUUUCUGACAGGUUUGGGCGACGCGUUACGAUCCUCCUCUUGCUCCUCUUGCAGUUCUGUUGUGUGGCUUCUGCUUUCUCGCCUAACAUCUAUGUUUACAUAGUUGGCAAAUUUUUCGCUGGGGCCUUCAGUGUUGUUGUAAUGAUCACCUGUGUGAUGGGGGUAGAGUGGACUGAUUCCUCCAGGGCUGCUCUUUGCACAGCGUCCAUUUUGAUAUCCUUUUCGACUGGACUGAUGGUGUUGUCCGGUGUUGCAUAUUUAAUCCGUCACUGGAGGACCCUGCAGCUGGUUCUCAUCAGUCCUCUCCUCAUUGUCAUGGGACUCUAUUACUGGUUACUCCCAGAGUCAGCUCGCUGGCUUGUGGUCCAGGGCAGGAAGGAGGAGGCAAUAAAGGAGCUCCAGAGGGCAGCAAGGGUGAAUGGGAGGACGAUCCCAGAGAAUCUGCUAGAUAAGCUAAAGGUGGAGGAUACCUCUGAAAGAAGGAACAUGUUGGAUAUCUUCCGAAUAUCGUAUUUGAGAAAACGUACCCUCAUAAUGUCCCUUAACUGGUUUUCAUCAAGUCUUCUGUAUUAUGGACUGAGUCUGAAUGUAGGCAGUUUUGGCCUGAGUAUCUACCUCACGCAGUUCGUUUUUGGUAUUGUUGAAAUUCCCGCAAACCUGAGCAGUUGGGCUCUGAUUCAGUACUUUGGAAGGAGGAUCUCUCAAGCAGGCUUCCUGUUCUUUGGAGGCGCUGCUUGCCUUGUGAUCCUUGCUGUCCCAAAAGAUCUCCCAGUGGUGGUGACAACCCUAGCUGUGGUGGGCAAAUUUGCUGCUACUGCCUCUUUCAGCACAGCCUACAUUUACACUGCAGAACUAUACCCAACCGUUUUAAGGCAGAAUGGUGUAGGUGUGAACUCUAUGUGUGCUCGUGUGGCGGGCAUCCUGGCUCCACUGAUCAGGCUCCUGGAGGUCUACCAUUACACCAUCCCUAUGCUGAUAUAUGGCAUUGUCCCUGUUGCUGCUGCGGGAUUGUGUUUGUUACUGCCUGAAACCCUCAAUGUUGAGCUUCAAGACCACACUGAGCUGAAAAAACCAGUUAAACGACACAUGGGAAACAGAGGCAGUGCUGCACAAAUUACUGAAGAGCACAAAUUGUAACUUUGCCAUGGAAUCAUAACUGGAAGUUCACAGUUUCUCAUUUUCUUUAUUAUCUGACAACAAGUCUUUGAAAUUUUAACCGCAAUUCAAGAUCUGGGUCUGUAUAAUUAUGGAGGGAUUUUAGUUUGUUUCAUUUUAAAGGUCACAAUUUGCUUUAAUUUUAGAGCAUUUUAUGGCUGCAAGUUUAUUAGAAAUUGAUUUAUUCACACAAAUGGCUCCAUCUUUUGAGUCAGACCCAAAUCCAAUGUACAAUAUAUUUAGGUACGUAUAUAUCAGAGACAGUGGCUUAGGAAAAAGCAGAGUUUAUGUGGUCCUUGGCCAGGACUGGCAUGCCUGACUUCAACUUUAUUUACUGUAUGUUUGAAGAUGUAUGUGUGGAGAUGUUAGUUGGCUGCAUGUAUAUGCAGCUGAAUGUGUGAUUUAUACUCUGUAUUUAAUUUCUUUUGUUUUCAUUGAAUGAAUGGUGCUUUGUAAAAAAGUGUUAUAUAAAUAAAGCUGAACUAAGCAGA
Scatophagus argus is the source of this 4148-nucleotide messenger RNA. RefSeq names its product solute carrier family 22 member 13b (gene slc22a13b). NCBI's taxonomy places the organism in Eukaryota, Metazoa, Chordata, Actinopteri, Scatophagidae. The record is from RefSeq and is a predicted model, not a curated record. The transcript is spliced from 20 exons. The coding region runs from base 184 to 3639 and encodes 1151 amino acids. Gene Ontology annotation, cellular component: membrane. Gene Ontology annotation, biological process: transmembrane transport. Gene Ontology annotation, molecular function: transmembrane transporter activity.